Molecule: messenger RNA, 693 nt
Organism: Mycena indigotica
Lineage: Eukaryota; Fungi; Basidiomycota; Agaricomycetes; Agaricales; Mycenaceae
Exons: 3
Coding region: 1-693 (230 amino acids)
Biological process (GO): protein localization to microtubule plus-end; regulation of microtubule polymerization or depolymerization; spindle assembly
Cellular component (GO): spindle midzone; microtubule plus-end; microtubule organizing center
Molecular function (GO): microtubule plus-end binding
Source: RefSeq, a predicted model, not a curated record
AUGGCCGGAGCCUCGCGAACAGAGCUGAUCCAGUGGGUGAACGACCUGCUCGGGCUGAACUACACGAAGGUGGAGCAGUGCGGGACGGGCGGGGCGUACCUCCAGAUCCUCGACAGCAUCUACCUCGACGUGCCGAUGGCGCGCGUGAAGAUGGCCGCGCGCCAGGAGUACGAGUCGCUCGCGAACUACAAGAUCAUGCAGGGCGUCUUCAAGGCGAAGAAGAUCGAUAAGCCGAUACCCGUGGAGAAGCUCGUCAAGUGCAAGAUGCAGGACAACCUCGAGUUCCUGCAACGGAAGGGCGCGGCGGCAGAACCGGCGACGUUGGCGCCGGUGGCACCGAAGAGCAUGGGCACGGGGAAGAGCACGGCUGGGGCGGGCGCGUCGCGGGCCAAUGCGCGGACGCCGGUUAGCGGACAUCGCUCGGGGACACCGAACAAUGCGACGAUCAUCGCGCUCAAUAACCAGGUCAGCGAGCUCACGACCCACAUUGAGGGGCUCGAGAAGGAGCGCGACUUUUACUUCGAGAAGCUGCGAGAAAUCGAGAUUAUGGUGCAGCAGCGUGUGGAGGCGCUCGAGCAGGAGGGCCAGGACGAUGACACGCUGCGCGAGAUCCAGAAGGUGCUUUACGCCACCGAGGACGGCUUCGAGGUCCCCGAACAGGACGCAGCGGCUGACGAGGAGGAGACAUUCUGA